AUGAACGAUUCUCCUUCUCUAUUCGGUUGGGUCGUUGGUGGGGUGUUUUUGUCGGUAUAUUAUUUCGGUUUGCAGGCCUUCAAUAACCUGGAGAACAUGAUAUUCGGAAAGGGCUUCCAGGCCAAGGUGUUCCCAGAGGGAGGGGAGGGUCUGCUUGGGGGGGUGUUACCAGAAGGGGUGGGUCUCCAGGAGGGGAUUUCACCAAUCCAUCGAGUCUGCGUCACCACAUGCUUCAUCUUCUCGCUGGUGGACCUCUACUACGUGAACAAGAUUUCCUCCGGCAUGUACCAAUCGAUGACCCCGAGGAACGGUGCGCGGCCCACAUUUUUAAGUCAAUGGACCGCCCACGUUACAGGUCAUUACCACUGA
This is a messenger RNA of Nanorana parkeri, 369 nucleotides long. RefSeq names its product keratinocyte associated protein 2 (gene KRTCAP2). Lineage: Eukaryota; Metazoa; Chordata; Amphibia; Anura; Dicroglossidae. The record is from RefSeq and is a predicted model, not a curated record. The coding region runs from base 1 to 369 and encodes 122 amino acids. The transcript has 5 exons.